AUGGCCAGCAAGGGUGGGGCAAGGCACUUCUCCAAGCCAAUGGUGGACCCCUUUGUGCUUUUCCAAACAUUGAACCAACAUGUCUCUUUGGUGUCUUCACUGGGAAGGUAUGAGACUGUCAGCAGGCAGCAAGCCACAGAUGCCAAGGGCCUAGUGCAUUGCCUGCCUCUGUUGGAAGCUUUGUUGGAUCUUUCCCCCACAGGUGAGAUCCACCCAGGUCCUCUGAGGCAAGCAUUGCUGAAGCUGGUCCAGCACAAACCGAAGAUAAACACAACAGACUUCAAUGGACUGGUAUACUGCAACAUGAGAGCAGAAAGGGUUACAACUGUCCUCCUUCAUCUUAGAAGGUUGAAAUCUGAGGAAGAGCUUGCAAAAGUAGCAGCAAAAGUGAGUGGAAAAGAAUACCAGCUGCUGAAAGAGCUUGCACAAAACUUGGCAGGCAAGGACACAGAGCAAAACAGUGAUGAGGAAAGAGAAGCUGCUUCCCUUGACAAAAGGGGGCAGCAAGAGGAAGAAGAAGCUGGCCCCCUUGCCAAAAGGAGGCAGCUUAAGAAAGAAGAUUCUGCCAUCUCCAUGGAUUCCAGUGGCUUCCCCAAGUGCUUGCAAAGCCCACAGCAAUCCAAUGCCUUGCCAUUGGAGGCUAGUCCUGACACCAAGGAUGCCCAAGCCAAACCUGAGCCAGUGAAAGAGGAGGAGGGCAUCAAACUCAAAGAAGGCAUCAAGAUCCUGUUUGAUGACAGGUGGGAUGUGAUCCAAGAGUGUGGCCAGUGGGGUAUUGAGUGCUUUGCCAUUGUGCCCUGGUGGAAUGCCCAUGGCUGGGGUAUGAACACCUACCCCACUUUUGAUGAAGCAGCCAUAGUCUUAAAAGAUUCUUUGACAAAAGAUGAAUCUGCUAAGCUGUGGUCCAAGCACAAAACCUAUUUGAAGGGAAAGGAAGAAGAGAAAGAGGCUCAUGAGCAGUUGGGGAAGAAGGAAAAAGGACUUGAAGUUGUUCUUUGGUUUCUCAAGCACAAGAAAGGUGUGUUCUUCCAUACAGAAACCUCCAAAGAAGCCAGUGAAACCUUGACAAAAGGUGAGAAAUGGGUCAGUGAACACAAGAUGCUGCAGGAUUUCAGCAAAGAUGAAUUUGAACAGCACUUGGCAUCAGGAAGGGUCAAAUGGCGCUCAGACCCAUGGACCCCUGGCAUCUACCAAUACUGUGACCAGGGGGACCUGACCAAACAGGUCCAGUUGAAGAAAAAGCACAAAGUCACAGUGGGGCAGGAAAGGGAAAUGGAUGAUGCAGAGGAUGAAAAGGAGUUCAUGAGCUACUGGGGCAAAGGCUCUUUGGCCAGCAUGCAGGAGGCUGAAGUUGCCUUCAAAGGCCAGGGCCCUGCCUUGACAAAAGGUAAGGGCCAAGGUGCCUUGACAAAAGGCAAAGGGAGCAGAGGAAGCAAAGGAAGAGGCAGAGGAGUGCUGGCCAUAGAGGAUGGUAACCCAAAUGACACAGAAGAUGACAAAGACAAGAAGACACCUGAAGAGCAAUGGGCUGAGUGCUUGACAAAAGCACAAAAAUCCAAAGAGCAUCUCAGGGUGGCAGUGGGAAACUUGGAAGAAGCUUUGGAAGCUGCUAGCCAAGCAGGCAGAACUUCCAAGCAAGACAGGAGCCAUGGUUUGGAGCUGGCCAAGCUAGAGACAGAGCCCUUGACCAAAGGGGAUGGUGAGCAGAGUGUGCUGGCACAAACACUUUUGUCCUUGUGGAGCCAUGGGCAGGGCCUUGCCAAAAGGCAGGUGCAAGACCCUGAGACUACCAUUCCAAUUUUCAUUCAUGCUGAUGGAGUCGAGUUCCAGAGUAGAGACUCCCUGAUGAUUUGGAAUUGGGGUGGGUUUCUCAAUGCACAUAGCAGUUUGACUUCCCAUUUCCUAAUCUGUGCUUGGCCAAAAUCUGCAACAGUCUCUGACACCUGGACCCCCAUCAUGCAAUGGGUGCAAUGGUCUUUGGAAGCACUGCAAGAAGGCUUACACCCAUGUUUUGGCCCUGACAAUGAACCCUUGCCAAAAGGGUCCAUUUUUGAACAGCUUGCUGGGCAGCCCCUCACAGGCAGAGGUUACAGGGCUGUGCUUUGGUCCAUUCAAGGGGACCAAGAAAUGUACAGCAAUGUUCUUCACCUGCCCCAUUGGAAUUCCCACAGCUGCUGCCAUGCUUGUGAUGCCCAGCAACCUUUCAUAAAAGGCAAGCCUUGUGGGAAGGGGAAGAGUUUCAAAGAAUUGCUGCCAGAGAACCAAAAAUUCAUUUACACUGACACAGCAGCAGCCUUAACAAAAGGUAGCCAGCACCAGCUGUUUGAAACCCCAGGCCUCACCAUUAGAAUGGUUCGACAGGAUGGGCUGCAUGUGCUUUUUGUGAAAGGUGUGUGUUCACACCUGCUUGGCUCUUUGCUUCACCAUGUGUGUUACAACCAAGGCAGAGGCAAGCAAAACAAGCAGCCCAGCCAAAGGCUGGCAUUGAUUUUCUCCAAGAUCCAGGAAAAUUACAAGGAACUUCAGACACCAACUCGACUCACCAACCUCAGAUUGAGCAUGAUCUGUGAUCCCUCCAAGCCUCACCAAGAGUAUGCCAAACUAGAAGCAAAAGGAGCAGAGACAAAACAUUUGCUCAGUGCAUUCUUACCAGUGCUGAAAAGCAUACUAGAACCAAACAAUAUCCUUCACCAACACAUGGUGGGAGCUCUGGAGGCAAUGGUGGACUUGGUUGCUGCAUUUGAUGCAGCAGGGCUGUUUCCUUGCCCAAAGGAAUUUCAAGCCAUGCAGGACCUUGACCAAAGGUUUUGCAGGCAUUACACAGAGCUGAACAAGUGGGCCCAGAAGAAUGACCAUAAACUUUACCACAUUGUCUACAAGCACCAUUGCCAACAUCACCUGGUCAAGGAGGCACAAUUCUUGAAUCCCAGGUACACAUGGAACUUCAGAUCUGAAGACUUUGUGGGGAGGGUGGCAACAUUAGCCAGAUCAUUGGCUAUGGGAGUCAAAUCAACAAGACUUUCAGGCAAGCUCAUGAUUAAGUAUCGCAUUCUUUUGCACAUGCAGCUGACAAGGCUUGGGUUUGACUUGGGUGUGUCUCCAGACAGUGAUGGUGAAGAAUGGUAG
Cladocopium goreaui is the source of this 3126-nucleotide messenger RNA. NCBI's taxonomy places the organism in Eukaryota, Dinophyceae, Suessiales, Symbiodiniaceae. The record is from the annotation of a GenBank genome assembly.